UUCAAGGACAUGACACAUGAAUGGCGAACACUCAAAAAAAUUUGGUAGAAAAGCUUGAAAACUGUUUCCGCAAUCGUAGUCACCCGCAUCAACGUUUCUGAAAAAAAAACAUAAUUCGAGAUAAUCGCGUUUUAAGUUUGCACUACGCGCCCAUAAGGGAGCGAGGCGCAAAACGCUUUAUCUUUGCUUGUACUGCUUGGAUCUCUAUGAAAAUUUGACACAGCAUUCUUAAGAACCCAUACUUUAAGAUAAAAGAAUGAAAAAAAUCGAUUUCGUGCUCGACCUCAACAAAUAUAACCACUUAAGACUACUCCAAUGGUCUCAAUCCAUUGACCAUAAAACGUGACAUAAGUUUGUGUGCCGCGUUGGGGAGUGUUAUUACUCUGAAUAUUGUGCCUCUAGUAUAUGUCCCUUAUUGUAAAGAGGACAAAUGGAACCCUCCAGUCAUCUUGCAGGUAGUUCUUCUUCAGCGUGAAAUAAAGAAUUUCGUACAGCUGCUUAUAAAAUUCGGCUGGGAGCCUAGUCUUACUGUUCUUCAGCUCUCUCAUUCCUUUUUUUUUGCCUCAUGUAGCAUCGGGAGCCCAUAGCUUGUCCAUCGUCACUGCUGCUUAACCCUAAUAGGAUGUUGGAGUCAAUAUGGCUUAGACAGGCUCGCUGAACGUGCAGCACGCCAUCGUGGUGUGUCUACCUGGGUAGAAGAAGAGAGUUCAAUAAGAACAUAUUUUGAUAUUGAGAUCAACAUUUGAAAUUGGUUUGAUUGAUACAAGUGAUAAAAGAUUUAAAGAUAAUAUCUAAUUUACUCCUGGAACAUCAUUAUCAGAUCAUAUCUUGUUUAUAAGAUCUAACCUAUAGCAUGAAGUACCAAAUUCUGAUAUUCUUCAGAAGCUCCAGGAGCAUUUUUUUCGAUAUUAUUUUCAGAUCUUUUAUCUCUUAUAUCAAUCAAACCAAUAUCAAGUUUUGAUCGUCAGUACUUCAACUCUACCCGGGUAGCGUAACAUCUUAGGAGAGUUAUCGUGUACAUUGACAUAUUCUUGUGGCAAUUUAAACCAAAAAGGAGGAAUGCCUAUGUAUUUUUCAUUCAACAGUUAAAAUACCGAUGCCGCCCAAAUCAUGCAACAAAUGUCUAUAUACCUACAUAGGGAAUUUACAAAAAAUAUCGGCAAAAUGUAGUAAAUAUGUACUAGUUUUGAUAUAGCGCGGGAAAGGUAUGAUUCUUCCAACCAGUCUACUUUCCAGUGCCGCUUGUGAUUCCUACAGCUAGAACCGACACCCAGCUCCAAAUAUAGCCCCAUCAGCACCCGUUCUCACGCACGGCUUCAGACACAUUCUAAUUAAUUUCCUCAAGUUGGACUCUAUUUUGUAUGGCUUAAACGUCUCCUAAGACCUGACACCUAACAAUGAUGUACUGCCAUCAUUAUUGCUCUGCGAGUAAAAGACAGAAAAGGCAGCACCCGUGACCUAACCCAAACCUAACCAACAGACCGUCCAACCGCCCGCCCAUUGGAGACCAACGAUGAUGUUCGUGUUUAGUAUUCCCGGAACGGCACGGUGUGCGAACCUCCGGGGACCGCUGGUCAUAUCCGAGUCACCACACCGAAGAAGACAAAUCAGACGACGACGGGGUGAAACCCUUGAGAGGAGACGGGGUCAACACGUUCGUCUAGUUUUAUUCAAUGAUCAGAAAACGCGAGUUGAGCAUCCACUGCCGGUUGACACGACGAUGGACGCUCACGUUUCUCCAUUUCCGUCCUUAAAGUUAUAAAUUGUAAUUAGGUGUCAGAAUGGUGCUUUUCCCAUUUUACGCUCUCUCGGUUUUCCAUCCGUGUGGUUGGUUUGGACUCGUUGCGCAUCCGGGUGCGGGUGGUUUUCCGGAACUGAACAACCCAACAACCGGCAGCAGCAGCAGUAGCAGAAUCUAGUUUACACGUUGUCCUCCUGUCUGUGUGACACCCGAAGUGUGUUUCUGCGGCCAGCGGUGGUGAGCAAAAAAUGUGGAAGGUGGCGCGGGGCGGGCGUUGGGGACAAACCCCUUGUUGGUUUGAGGUUUUCUGGAACAAGGCGAGCAGUGGCCAACAUUCCAGUCUCUAUUGCUUCAAACGGGUGGGGAUGAACAACAGUGUUCAGUUGUACGUAGAUACCUUCAAAGCCCCGUUUUUGUGUGCUUCUGCUGCGAGAACGUGCAAAUGUGAGAAAAAGUAAGCUGUUUGUCUUUGGUAUUUUUACAUUUCGAAACGUGUCGUAGUCACGAUUCCGAGAGUGGAAGAUAGUUGGGAUUUUUACUUUGUGGUUGACAAUCGUGCUCACGAACCAGUGAAAUCGUUUUUGCGGACGUUUCCAUACUCUGGGGAAUGUGCUACUGCACACACGAGUUGUGUCCUGAAGCAGGUCAUGCGGAAUUUUGCGACUGGUGAUAUGAUAAUAAAAUUUCAUGUACUGUUUUUCUUUCAAUCUUGUUACACUAGUGCUUUCAAAAUCUUCGAAAAAGCCCAAAAGUAAUUUCGAAAAAAAAAUACUGGAAAAACAAACCUAAGAAGGUUUGAGUUUACCGUCAAAUAUUUGAUGAUCUCGGAUAUCGCGGAAAAUCGUAUCCCGGGACACAACUUGUGAGGUGGAGCCUGGCAGCUUAUAAUCUUCGCAGCAUGCUUCUGUCUGGGCCUACAGUCCCAAGUCUUGAGCCCCAGUUCAAUACGCCAAAAGAAAGCCACCGAUGGCAUCCGUCACAAGCAACCGAGUCAAGACCACCAGUGUCUCUAACGGGCCUUUUCCGUGGCGUUCCGUGCCGUACCAUAACUAGUACGUGGUUCGUGGUCUUAUCUAGGUUUUUGCACUGCAAAAUCGCUUCAGCAAUAAGAUCUCUCACCUCCACUUUUUCACCAAAGACUUCUUCCACCAAACAUUAAUAAGCUAGGUCCUUGCACGUUGUAUCCUUCCUGAGCACAAGCAUCAUUUGAGCUGUACAAGUACGUCUGGUACUGAGUGCAUCAGCUACAAAAACCGUAAGCUUAGCGUCACUCCUCAUUGCUUUGAAGACUUCCGAAUAUUUGGACUCGUCGGUCUGUUUCCUAAGUAUUUUGUUAAUAUAACUCAAGCGUGAUGACAAAUGGGGAACAGAUUUCCCGAAAAAGAUCAACAACCCAAGAAAACUUUCAAUUCAGACACAUUUCGCGGCGGUUUCGCUGCACGCAUAUUUUCAAUCUACUGCAAUGUUAGCCAAUCGAGGUAGAACUGAAUAAAGAUUUUUUUUACAAUUUUCAAAGUCAAUCCUUAACACGUCGAGAUAACAAAAUACUAAAGGUGAACCGUUCAGAAUUUGGUCCAUGACCUUAUGAAAAAUUGUACCCCUUGACGAUGCAUUUAUCGGCUGUUCGAGCCCGUAUGAAGUUGAUCAUCAAUAUUAACUUCUUUUCUCGAUCAGCCUAGAUAUGUAGCUGUGUAGUGUCGGUAACGAUUGUCUCAAUUGGCAAAAAAUAACACUACGAGCCGCCUGUUCCGGUGGUCCACCAACAAGUGACCCCUUGUUCAUGGUGUGAUGCGGCUAUAUGCUUACCGUGCCUAGGAAUGAAUGGCUAGGAGGGUCUAAUAAAAACCUGACCGCAAAUGGAGCCUGUGAAGUAUCAGGGUGCCCUCCACAGUAUGUUGCACUUACUGUGCUAACCGGAGCAAUAGCGCAGUGGACCUUGUGUUUCUCUGAGCCAAUCAGCUGCCCUUCUUUAGUCUCACUUGAGGCUAAAUAAGGACGGGAUUAUGAAGAUGUUGUUAAUUAGUAAAUUUUCACCUAUAUGGUUUCACAUUAUGCGAUUUACACAGUGUAUCUCGCCUUUGGCGUUUUCCAAUAGAUAUCGAUCUGGUUUUGUUGCUGCUGUUCUUUGUUGUGCUGUUGUUGCGAAGAGUUUAAUCUUGUCUAGUUUGGUAGUGGCUACGGUUAGGAGAGCACAGAUCAAUCUUCAGCAUAAAAGAACAGCAACAAUCAAUCUUUGCAAACUUAUGCAAAAUGGUUCAGCCCAAGUGGCCUUGGUCCAAGAACCUUACUUCCGUAAGGGGAAUCUCUAUUUAGGAAACUUUGUGAACCCGGAGUUUGCUACUUUCAGUAAACAUGAAAUGGCAAACUCGCGUGUCAUGCCUCGAGCCUUUGUGCUUGUCAACAACGCAAUAGUUGCUACACACAUCUCUGAACUAACCACCAGAGAUGUAUGCGCUAUCACAAUUGAUGUAUCUGUUGAAAACCUCAACAGGAAAUACGUCUAUUGUUCGGUUUAUUUACCGCAUGAUGAACCAUCCCCUACGGAUGCUUUCAAACAAGUCAUCGCAUACUGUACUUCAAAGGGCCUUCCGCUAAUUGUUGGCAGUGAUGCUAAUGCUCACCAUAUCAUCUGGGGCAGCUCAGACAUUAACUUGAGAGGCUCCAGUUUGAUGGAGUACUUAAGUAGUACAGAUCUUGCAUUACUUAACAUAGGCAACCGCCCAAGCUUCGUGGUAUCUGCUAGAGAGAAAGUGUCAGACAUAACGCUUUGCUCUAGUAGAAUUAGUCACGAGGUGACCAAUUGGCAUGUGUCAGAUAAAGAAUCUUUAUAUGACCAUCGCUACAUCUUUAUUGAACAUUUAAAUGUUACUUCGCAUACAUUGCGUUUCAGGAAUCCCCCGGUCAACAAACUGAGAUCUUUUUACUGACUUGGUUGCGUCCAAAUUUCAUGGAUACUCACCAUCCAUUGACACUCCAAGUGAUUCAGAUGAUGCCGUUGAUACUACAAUGACCUUCAUCAUGGAAGCUUUUGAAGAAGCAUGCCCUCUACGGUAUGUGAAGAUCACAAGAGGAACCCCUUGGUGGAACUAUGAUCUGGCGAAACUCAGGAAACAAUGUAGAAAGAGUUGGAAAAGACGACGUUCGGCUGGUUCGGAGGCUUUCAGGUCGGCUCGCAAGGCCUACAGGAAAGCUCUCCGGUCUGCUGAACGAUCCGGCUGGAAAAACCUUUGUACAAAUGUUUCCAGUUUGAGUGAAGUCAGUCGGUUAAAUAAAAUCCUUGCGAAAUCUAAAGAUUUCCGAGUGAACGAACUUCGUUUGCCAAAUGGCGAUCUGGCUUCCUCUGAUGAGGAAGUUCUGGAAUGCUUAUUCAGCACACACUUCCCUGGAUCUUCGGAUGAACCUGAUGUCUUUUCUUGUAGUUACGACUCCCUGGCUUCGGCUCGGAGUAUUGUACAGAAAGGAACGAUUGAGUGGACACUUAACAGAUUUGAAAGAUCUCCUGGGGCAGAUGGGAUUUAUCCUAUUUUGCUUCAGAAGGGAUUUGAUCAUUUCAAACAUGUUUUGAAAAAAUAUUUGUUAGCAUUUUUGCUACAGGGUAUAUUCCCAAAUCCUGGCGGGAUAUUACUGUGAAGUUUAUUCCGAAAGUGGAUCGUACGUCGUAUGUAGAAGCAAAGAGUUUCAGAUCUAUCAGUUUGACCUCUUUUAUUCUGAAAUGCUUAGAACGCAUUGUGGAUCAUCACAUCCGUGAUGUUCAUCUGGCCAACGUGCCUCUUCAUUAGAAUCAACAUGCCUACCAAUCUGGUAAGUCCACUGUGACUCUUUUACACAAGAUAGUUUACGAUAUCGAGAAAGCAUUCGCUGAAAAGCAAUAUUGUUUGGGUGUUUUCUUAGAUAUCGAGGGUGCCGUGGUCAUGGUAUAUCUUUCAUUAUUUCCAAUUGGAUUCAUGAAAUGCUCAAAAACCGAUAUCUCUUCUCGACAUUGCGUCUAGCAGGGAUUAGGAAAUUGAGUGUUUGUGGAUGCCCCCAAGGAGGAGUCUUGUCACCGCUUUUGUGGAAUCUCGGAGCGGAUACGCUAUUGAGGCAACUCAAUAAUAGCGGUUUUCCUACUUAUGGUUUUGCCGAUGACUACCUAGCAUUGUUAGUUGGUAUAUGUAUCACCACCCUUUUCGACCUGAUGCAAAGAGCCCUUCAGGAAGUUGAAGGUUGGUGUCGCCAAUAUGGCCUUUCGAUUAAUCCGAGUAAAACAUCUAUUGUUCUUUUUACAGAAAGGCGAAACCGUAAUGGCGUUCGACCUUUGCGUCUCUUUGAUUCUGAAAUCGAUGUGACUGAACAGGUAAAGUACAUUGGAGUCAUUCUUGAUUCCAAGCUUUCCUGGACACCUCACAUUGAGUUCAGAAUCAAGAUAGCUUAUAUGGCCUUUGGCCUUUAAAAGGCUCUACAGAUGAGGAUGGCCUUCGGGCAAUGCCGGCAAACCUUUGAUACUACUUAGGGUCUAAAACCCAAGUAUAUCAAAUGGAUCUACACAACUGUGGUUCGGCCAAUAUUGGCCUAUGGAUGUUUUGUGUGGUGGCAAAAGGGCGAAAUGAGAACGAUCCAAUCAAAGUUAGGCCAUCUGCAAAGGAUGUGCUUGAUGGCGAUGUCUGGAGCGUUCCCACGGCAGCACUCGAAGUUCUCUUUGACGUUGCUCCACUACCCGAGCAAAGACCAACAACAAAAUUACAGCAAAUCGAAAACAUGAUUUGUAUUCAGCAACAAAUUGAUAUCACAUUUUGAUAUCAUUUUAUCUUUACUUAAUUUGAUUUCAAAUUUUGCUUUCGGUUUGCUGUCAUUUUGAAUUAAUGUAAAUAUUUAGUGUUACAAUAGUUUUUAAAUCUUUUAGUAAACUAUGUAAAAUUAUUCUAGGGA
Messenger RNA from Aedes albopictus (Asian tiger mosquito), 6646 nucleotides. RefSeq lists its product as uncharacterized. NCBI's taxonomy places the organism in Eukaryota, Metazoa, Arthropoda, Insecta, Diptera, Culicidae. Gene Ontology annotation, molecular function: catalytic activity. The transcript has 2 exons. The record is from RefSeq and is a predicted model, not a curated record. The coding region runs from base 3745 to 4668 and encodes 307 amino acids.